CAAAUGAUGACUGAAGAAAACCAGACCUCGGUUAAAGAAAUAUUUCUACUGGGAUUCAAAGUACUUUACAACUUUAAGAUCCCUUACUUCCUUCUGUUCCUUGUGCUAUACACCAUGACGUUGACUGGAAAUCUCAUGAUUGUAACACUGGUGACAGUGAGUCCAAACUUGAGACAUCCAAUGUUUUUCUUCCUUAGUCAUCUCUCACUAACCGAUAUCAUACUGACCACAAAUAUUGUCCCGAACAUGCUGUGCAUCAUACUAAAUGGUGGGAAAAUAAUGUCUCUUCAAGCCUGUAUAGUCCAACUUCAAUUCUUUGGACUCUCCUUGGGUACAGAAUGUCUUCUUCUUACAGUGAUGUCCUACGACCGUUAUCUGGCUAUCUGCAGUCCAUUGCAUUAUACCACUAUUAUGAGCAACAAACUUCGUCCUCAGCUUGCAGUUUCUUGUUGGCUGUUGGGUUUUAUAAUUUCCUUUAUAACUGUGAUACUAGUGAGUCAGUUACAUUUCUGUGGAUCAAACAUUAUUGAUCAUUUUUUCUGUGAUUUACUUCCAUUUCUGCAACUUUCUUGCUCAGACACCUUCAUAGUGAGGUUAGAGAACAUUUUACUGGGAACUCCAAUAACGUUGUUUCCGGCGAUAAUCAUCACUAUAACGUAUGUCUGCAUUUUUAUGGCCAUCCUCAAAAUACCAUCAACGUCCGGGAGACAAAAAACAUUCUCCACCUGCAGCUCCCACUUGGCUGUUGUAAUUACUUUCUACGGGACACUGGUCACGCUCUAUGUGAUUCCUUCUAGUGGACAUUCAUUAAAUGCAAACAAGGUUCUCUCCUUGAUUUAUACUGUGGGGACUCCGUUAUUUAAUCCUAUUAUUUAUAGUCUGAGGAACAAAGAAAUAAGGGUGGCAUUUAAAAGAUAUAUAUAUUUAAUUAACAUAGAGAAAAGACAUCAAUGUAUGUAA
Pelobates fuscus (common spadefoot toad) is the source of this 960-nucleotide messenger RNA. RefSeq names its product olfactory receptor 5G3-like. The record is from RefSeq and is a predicted model, not a curated record. Gene Ontology annotation, biological process: G protein-coupled receptor signaling pathway. The transcript has a single exon. Gene Ontology annotation, cellular component: membrane. Gene Ontology annotation, molecular function: olfactory receptor activity; G protein-coupled receptor activity. NCBI's taxonomy places the organism in Eukaryota, Metazoa, Chordata, Amphibia, Anura, Pelobatidae. Bases 4 to 960 code for a protein of 318 amino acids.